Molecule: messenger RNA, 833 nt
Organism: Paramormyrops kingsleyae
Lineage: Eukaryota; Metazoa; Chordata; Actinopteri; Osteoglossiformes; Mormyridae
Source: RefSeq, a predicted model, not a curated record
UCUAGACUUCUUCUAUUCCCAACAGAACUACCUAGAAUUUCCUUCUCGCUAAUCAUACAGUUAUCCUUCUUGUCUAUGUAUAUCGUAAAUCAAGCAACGUCACUUGAUAUCAUUUUUUUCCUUCUUUCUGGAGUUUUGCCCUCCACCACAAGUCCAAAUCCUGAAUUUACCCUGAAAAUGUUGUUUAAAAUUCUACGUGACUUUAACCAAGAUUUGGCUAAUUCUUCAAGCUCAAUGUUCAACAUAUUUAAAUCAGACAUGGAAGCAACUCUCACUGCAAAUUACAAAAAAUUAAAUGGUUUUGUUAGAGCCUAUGUCCUUGGCUUCAGGAGUGGCAGUGUGAUUACAGACUUUGUACUGGAGGCAAACAGUGUGAGUCCCACUGAGAUUGCCACACUGAACAGUCAGGUUGCAGUGGAUCUUCAGGCCCAGGGUUACAGUGUUGACCGAAGUUCCUUCGGUGGAGUUGUUCAAGGUAGGAUGAAAAUCACAGGCACUAAAUGGUUUGUCACUGCAGACAGAUAUACCAAGUUUCACUUGAAGUAAUUGGAACUUUGUUGACUAAGGUGAAGACUUAGGGCUCUAUCUAACGCCCUAAGCCUGUCUCUAUCUGACAAUCUAAAGCAAAGCAUAAAGCCAAGAUGCAAGAAACAUUUAUGGGCAUGUCCAAAUCCAUUUUGCUAUUUUGAUGGCAGAAAAAAGACUCUGUGUUAGCACAAGGCGCAGAACAGUUGUCAUAAUUCUCUUAAUUAUUCAGAGGUAUGUUGUGUCCAGAUGGUUGUUGGUUUAGAUCCCAUGUCCAACAGAGUAACCAUAUCAUUGUCGACCCUUUG